Molecule: messenger RNA, 417 nt
Organism: Dentiscutata erythropus
Lineage: Eukaryota; Fungi; Glomeromycota; Glomeromycetes; Diversisporales; Gigasporaceae
Source: the annotation of a GenBank genome assembly
AUGGGGUUCUUUGAAACCAUGUUUGGCUUUGUGAAAAUUACAAAAAAUACAAAAGUAGAAGUGAUUUUGUUUGAAAGUAAUAUCCAAUAUAAAGAAAUAGCAGUCAAACUAGUAGAUACUAUAAUAAAUGAUCAAUAUAUAUUUUAUGGAAAUAGUGAAUUAGAGCUUGUAAAAAAAGAAAGUAAAACCAAUAGUGGAGAGAACCAGAUACCUAAAAUAAACAAUAAUUCUAUUGUAAGUAGAGAAAGGAUAUUUGAAAAUAAUAGUAAAGAGGAUCAGGUAUCUGAAAUAAUUGAGAUAUUAAGUGACGAAGAGGACAAAAUAUCUGAAAUAAUUGAGAUAUCAAGCAAUAAAGAAAACCAGGCACCUAAAAACGAACGGACACCUGAAAUAAUUGUACUAUUAAGUAUGAGAUAA